Symbiodinium necroappetens is the source of this 1644-nucleotide messenger RNA. Lineage: Eukaryota; Dinophyceae; Suessiales; Symbiodiniaceae. The record is from the annotation of a GenBank genome assembly.
AUGAGUACGACCGCCGCCCGCGAAAUCCGUGCGCCCCGCGGAACGGAGAAGACGUGCGCCACCUGGCAGGCCGAGGCCGCCAUGCGCAUGCUCAUGAACAACCUCGACCCGCAGGUCGCCGAGCGGCCCGAGGACCUGGUCGUCUACGGCGGCCGGGGCAAGGCGGCGCGGUCGUGGGAGGCGUUCGACGCGAUCGUCGCGACGCUCAAGCGGAUGAAGGCGGACGAGACGCUCCUCGUGCAGUCCGGCAAGCCCGUCGGCGUGGUGACCACGCACGAGGACGCCCCGCGCGUGCUCAUCGCGAAUUCCAACCUCGGCAUCCUCCAGGGCACCUACGAAACGUUCGCGGAAGCGGGCGUGCUCAACUUCAAGGAGAACGCCGGGAAUGAGGCGGGCUCGCUCGUUGGCAAGCUCUGCGUCACCGGCGGCUGCGGCGGUAUGGGCGGCGCCCAGCCGCUCUCCGUCACGCUCAACGGCGGCACCUGCCUCAUCGCGGACGUGGACCUCACCCGCCUCCAGCGCCGCCUGGACGACAACUACCUCGACGAGCUCGCGGACGGCAUCGACGCGUCGAUCGACCGCGCCGUGCAGGCCGCGAAGAACAAGGAGGCGGUGAGCAUCGGCGUCGAGGCGAACGCGGUGGACCUGCUGGCGCGGAUGAUCGAGCGGGACAUCACGCCGGACGUGCUCACCGACCAGACCUCCGCGCACGACGCCCUCGUCGGCUACGUGCCGACGGGCGUGACGUUCGAGGAAGCCCGCGUCCUCCGCGAGAGCGACCCCGACGAGUACGUGAGGCGCUCGAUGGACACCAUGGAGCAGCACGUGCGCCACAUGGUCACCCUCCAGAAGCGCGGGGCCGUGACGUUCGAUUACGGCAACAACCUCCGCCAGCGCGCGCUCGACAACGGGUACGAGGACGCGUUCGCGUUCCCGGGAUUCGUCCCGGCGUACAUCCGCCCGCAGUUCUGCCUCGGACGCGGGCCGUUCCGGUGGGUGGCGCUCUCGGGCGACCCGAAGGACAUCUACGUCACCGACUACGAACUCCUCAAGAUGUUCCCGGCCGAAGCGGGAGCCCCCGGAAGCUACAACGCCCGCCUCCACCGCUGGAUCCUGGGCUGCCACGCGAACCCGGACGCGCUCCUCGCGGGCGAUUUCGAGAACUGCGCCCCCCGCUUCGCCUUCCAGGGCCUGCCGUCCCGCAUCUGCUGGAUCGGCCUGGGCGAGCGCGACAAGGCGGGCGUGAUGUUCAACUGGCUCGUCCGCGACGGGAAGGUCUCCGCGCCGAUCGUCAUCGGGCGGGAUCACCUGGACUGCGGCUCCGUCGCGAGCCCCAACCGUGAGACCGAGGCCAUGAAGGACGGGACGGACGCCGUGAGCGACUGGCCCCUCCUCAACGCGAUGGUGAACGUCGCCUCGGGCGCGUCCUGGGUCAGCUUCCACCACGGCGGCGGCGUCGGCAUCGGCUUCUCGCAGCACGCCGGUCAGGUGGUCGUCGCGGACGGGACGGACAAGGCCGAGGCCCGCGUGCGUCGCGUGCUCACGAACGACCCGAUGAUGGGCGUCUUCCGCCACGUGGACGCGGGGUACGAGGAGGCGGAGGGGUGCAUGCGGGACCAGGACGUGGACAUCCCGAUGCGGUGA